ACACACACACACAGAGAGAGAAGGGACUGCUCUCGUUUUUCUUCCCCCCUCUUUUUUUUUUUCUACCGCUGACGAUUUUUGGGGGCUGAACUUCCCAGGUCAGAACCAGCGAGAAGGGAAAAGCCCUGUUGUUGUUUCGCCUGCUUGCGUUGCAGCCGACGCCGACGCCAACGCCGCCUUGGAUCUCCUUUGGCUUUCCCCCCUUACCCACCCGACCCUCUUUUCUUUUUUUUUAACCCUUCUCCCUUUCUCCAAAGGGCGAGACUUUCCAACUCUUGCUCCAGCCCGGAAGCCACGGGAAAGACUUUGAUUUCCAGAGGCCACAGCCUUCUGCAGAAGUGACUGAUGUAUUUUGCUGAGAUACAGUGGGCCCUUCUGGACCCAUGCCAGAGACCUGUCUACAGGGACAUUGUGCAGGACAAUUAUGGGACUCUCCUCUCGCUAGAUGGAGGAACUAUGAACCCUAAUCCACAGCCCGGAGGUAGCGAAGCCAUGCAGACCCAGAAGCAGGUCCUGGGACGGUCCGAUGGGUCUGCUUUCCCAAGCAAUAGUCAAGCUGGGCAGCAAGGGGAGGAUCAAGGGAAAGGAUGGGCCAAACCACCUCUUCUUCCUCCAGCGCCGAAGGAAAACCCUCCUCUCCCGCCCCGGGUAUACAUGGGGCCCAGUUCCAGCUUGUGCGUACAAUGUGGGGAGAGCCUCGCCCAGGCUCAGAAUAGCCUUGUCCAGGCUCAACAUAGCCUUGCCCAGGCUCAACAGAGUCUUGCCCAGGCCCAGAAAGCACCCCGCUUGACUGAUAAGCUUUACCCAUGUGCCGACUGUGGGAAGAGCUUUGGCGUGAGCUCCCACCUUACAAUUCACCGGAGAAUCCACACCGGAGAGAAACCGUACGAGUGCAGCGAGUGCGGAAAGCGAUUCAGCCAGAGCUCGACCCUGGUCCUCCACCGCCGCAUCCACACAGGGGAGAAGCCCUAUAAGUGUGCCGAUUGUGGGAAAUGCUUCUCCGUGAGUUCCCACCUCACCAAGCACCAGAGAGUCCACACGGGCGAGAAGCCCUAUGAGUGCCAAGCAUGCGGGAAAAGGUUCAGCCAGAGCUCCACUCUUAUCCUCCACCAAAGAAUCCACACUGGAGAGAGGCCUUAUAAAUGUGACGAAUGUGGGAAAACCUUCAGUGUCAGCUCCCACCUGACCAUCCACCAGAGGAUCCACACCGGGGAGAAACCGUACCGCUGCAUGGAAUGUGGGAAGUGUUUCCGACAGAGGUCCGGCCUCAGCACACAUCAGAAAACCCACAUGAUCCUUGUGAGGCCUUACAAGUGCCCUCCUUAAGACCAGGACCUGAGCCAGCUUGCCAAGUCACAUCAAACCUUUGUCUAAUGAUCUGAAACAACAACAGGACAGAGACUGAACACAUUCAAAAGUCUCUGCUUUUGGAAAUACAAAAAUUUAUCCUGAUUUUUUUUCUGUAAUGUCAAAGAAGAAUGGAAAAAGACAUAUGGAGGCCUUAAUUUGCCUUAAUUUGCAUGCUUUAUUGUAGAUCCACCUCUGGAGAAAUGAGGACUUUUGUUCAACAUGUUUGUGGUUAUAGUUUAGAAGAUGGGUGUAAGGAUCCUUGACACAACAACAGUUGAUAGGCGCGUGGGAGAUGAGCUGGGAUACUACGACAAUGGCUAUUUUAAGUUACUUGUUGAGCCUGCCUUGACGGUAACAUUAAAUGGAGCUGGAAGUCUAUCCAUGUUAGGAGGAUUUGAGUUUUUGGAUCAGAAUUGGUCGGCCUUUUGCCCACAGCUUUUGGCAAUUGCUGAAUAUUGGCAGAAUCUCACAGGCUGUCAAUCCUACUCCAUUUCAUAAAAGUCUGACAGAACCGUAUAUGAGACUUUGGGUACUGCUCAUUGGGUGGAUCCAUCCCUCUCUGCAGUAUACAGAGUUAAGACCUUUCAGAGGUAACCCAUGAGAUCCAGAUGUGGUCACACAAAGGAAACACCUCUAUGUCAAAAGGGAUGGCCAUUUCCCAAGCAAGUUCAUUUCAGUGUUGCAUUCCCAGGAACACUGCCAUUGUUUCUCCAGCUAGCUUUCUGGAGAGCUGCCUUGAAGGGCGUGUUUGUCCAUCAUAAUGUGUGUCACAAACACUGACUGGCUAGUGCCUGUGACGUCAUGGAUGCUCUUUUACUUGCCACCCUUUUUCUGGGGCGUUCCACACAUGAGGAAACAUUUCUGUAAAUAUUUCAAAAGGAGACAGUGAAGAGAUUAAAAGGGUGCAAUCCCAACCAGGCUACGCUUCUUUGCCGCAAUGCUCUGCCAUUUUAUCAACCCGUUCUUUUGCUCCGUGGCUCCAUCUGUCGUUGCUGUUUUAAAAAUGAUUUUUAUUGUACCUGUCAGUUAUUUUCUGUAUUGUAUGAUUCUAAGCCUCAUCAAUAAGGAGUUAGGGGAUUGUUUUCAUUGGGAUAGCAGCACAAAUAAUAAUAUAUCAAGCUUCUUGUUAAGUUACAGUCAGCCUUCCACAUUCAAAGGGGUUCAUGGCACAGGACACUGGUGAAAGUUUUUUUUUCCCCAUGUCAGGAGUGACUUGAGAAACUGCAAGUCACUUCUGGUUUGAGAGAAUUGGCCAUCUGCAAGGAUGUUGCCCAGGGGACGCCCGGAUAUUGUGAUGUUUUACCAUCCUUGUGGGACGCUUCUCUCAUGUCCCUGUAUGGGGAGCCGGAGCUGACAGAGGGAGCUCAUCCGCACUUUCCCCAGAUUCGAAUUUACGACCUGUUAGUCUUCAGUCCUUCCCACACAAGGAUUUAACCCAGUGGUUCUCAACCUGGGGUCCCCAGGUGUUUUUGGCCUUCAAUUCCCAGAAAUCCUAACAGCUGGUGAACUGGCUGGGAUUUCUAGGAGUUGUAGGCCAACAACAUCUGGGGACCCCAGGUUGAGAAACACUGAUUUAACCCAUUGUACCACCUGGGACUCCUGGUAAAAUGAAAACCUGGGAAUAAAAAAAUGUCAGGUUUUUUUUACUUAAGACAGUGGUUCUCAACCUGUGGGUCCCCAAAUGCUUUGGCCUUCAACUCCCAGAAAUCCCAACAGCUUUAAACUGGCUGGGGUUUCUGGGAAUUGUAGACCAAAACACCUGGGGACCCACAGGUUGAGAACCACCAACUUAAGAGAACACCUUGUUAGGAAUUUCUUUGCCCUUUAGAACAACUCUGUGGUCAGUAUCUGCUGGAAGCUGACGAUAGAACCAUACUGGAGAAACGAGAAAUUCCUAGAGAUUACAUUUUAAUUAAAUGCACAAAGUCGGAGAAGGGUUUGGAAAGCAUGCCACAGCAUAUCCGUGUUACUGUUGUUGGAUAAGAACCAGACCUUAGGCAAAGUUGCUUUUUUAGACUGCAGUUUCCAGAAUCCGCCCAACCAAAAUGUCUUAGGGUCAUGCUUGCUAAGGGAUUGUGGCCACUGUAGCAACAAAUUGUAAUUUCUCUGAGCUCGUACAACUAUAACACUAAAGAGGCAGUCUUUUUUCCUUUCAUUUCCAGUUGUCCGGAUGCCUGUUAGAUAGCUGAACAAUCCAGUUAUGAGACGAUUGUAGUUUUAGGAGAUUCUUCCUUUCCAUUUCUAUUUUUUCUUCUCAACCGUCAUUUACAUUUUUUCACCCACAAAUCCUGCAGUAAUGCCUAGCUUCAUAAUUGCCAUGGCUUCAUUCAAUGUGUAUUAAAAUUCAAAGAAUUGCAUGGAA
Messenger RNA from Anolis sagrei ordinatus, 3712 nucleotides. RefSeq names its product zinc finger protein 664-like. Gene Ontology annotation, cellular component: nucleoplasm; nucleus. The record is from RefSeq and is a predicted model, not a curated record. Lineage: Eukaryota; Metazoa; Chordata; Lepidosauria; Squamata; Anolidae. Gene Ontology annotation, biological process: regulation of transcription by RNA polymerase II; urogenital system development; embryo development. Gene Ontology annotation, molecular function: RNA polymerase II cis-regulatory region sequence-specific DNA binding; DNA-binding transcription repressor activity, RNA polymerase II-specific.